Messenger RNA from Elephantulus edwardii (Cape elephant shrew), 894 nucleotides. Its product is annotated as chromosome unknown open reading frame, human C6orf47. The record is from RefSeq and is a predicted model, not a curated record. Lineage: Eukaryota; Metazoa; Chordata; Mammalia; Macroscelidea; Macroscelididae. The coding region runs from base 1 to 894 and encodes 297 amino acids. The transcript has a single exon.
AUGUUUCUGCGACGACUAAGUAGCUGGCUGCCUCACCCCUGGGGCCGCCGGAAACCAGUGAAGCCUGACUCUGCUACCACGGAAUCCAGAUUGAUGGAUAGCUCCCCAGAGAAUUCAGGGAGUGACUGGGACAGUGCUCCAGAAACUAUGGGAGAUGUGGGGCCUCCCAAAGCCAAAGACUCAGGGAUACAAAGGAGCUCUAGGACUGCUCCAGAACCAAGUAGGGGUCCCCCAGUCACUCAAAGGGGGAGCAGAAGAACGGAUUCCCUCCAAUUGAACAAGGCUGUCUCUGGUGAUGAAGAGUCUGGGAGACUAUUGGCUGGAGGGGCUGUUGCCACUCUGGGACAGGAUCCUGUCGCCUCAGACAGUGCCAGGAGAAUCGGGGUGCCCCUUGAAGGAGGACUGAGCUCCCUUGGGUCUGAAGCUUCAGUGGAGAAGCCAGGCCGGCAUCAGAAGCUGCUCGACUGGCUGCGGGGGGAUUCAGGUGGUGGCACAGGGACACCCCCAUCAUACCUGGUAGGCUCAGAGGAGCGUCUGCAGAUCUCUACCAACCUGACCUUGCACCUGCUGGAACUCCUGGCCUCAGCCUUGCUGGGGUUGUGCUCGAGGCCACUGCGGGUAGCCUUGGAUGCCUUGGGCCUUCGAGGGCCAGUGGGUCUCUGGCUGCAUGGGCUGCUGUCCUUCCUAGCUGCCCUGCAUGGGCUGCAUGCUGUGCUAAGCCUCCUUACCGCCCACCCCCUACACUUUGCCUGCCUUUUUGGCCUCCUGCAAGCUCUGGUGCUGGCUGUCAGCCUCCGGGCACCCAAUGGGGAAGAAGCAGCCACUGACCAGGAGAGUGAGAAGUUGAGGAAGGAGGGUGAGGAACAGCGGGUAGACGUAAGAAAGGGGCUAUGA